GCUGAUCGUAAUAAAGCCCAUUACAGUGAUCUGAUGUGUUCCUAAUACUUCUUAGCCAGAUGACACGCAUAAGGAGUCAUGUCAUUACACGGGAACUUUUGUUUUUCCGCUGAUGCCAUCAAGAGCGAGGGCUGGCAAUGGGAAGCUAUAUAAGCAGCAUGAUUCAUCCCAAUCCAGACCACUCUUGAUUGACUGUGCUCACCCAGGAACGUACAUGUCCACAGCUUCUGCCCAUCAUGGUCCUGUUGCUCCAGGCAGCAGCAAUAAUCCUGCUGCUGGCCUCCCUGCCUGGAUCACUCUCUACUCCAUCACAGCAUCUGUGCGGAUCCAACCUGGUGGACGCGCUUUACCUUGUGUGUGGGCCUAGAGGCUUCUUUUACUCCAGCAGAAGCAGGAGGGACCUCGAGACUUUGCUUGCCUUGCUCUCAAAUUUAGCAGAUUAUGAGGUAGCUGAGGCUGAUCCAUUAAAACAGAAGGUGAUGAUGAAGAUGAAGAGAGGGAUUGUGGAACGCCACCUACAAACUCGAGGACUAACCAACCUAAAAAAUUAA
Molecule: messenger RNA, 551 nt
Organism: Cyprinus carpio (common carp)
Lineage: Eukaryota; Metazoa; Chordata; Actinopteri; Cypriniformes; Cyprinidae
Gene: insb
Product: preproinsulin b
Exons: 3
Coding region: 237-551 (104 amino acids)
Cellular component (GO): extracellular region
Molecular function (GO): hormone activity
Source: RefSeq, a predicted model, not a curated record